AUGGCGACGGAAGGUGACGACAUCAAAUCACAUUUGUUUAAACUAUUCUCUACCGACCAAGAUCUAAUAUCUAAGAUUGCUGAAGCGCUUUCCAGCAUAUUUGUGGACCUUGUUAUUAAAUCCGAGGAAUUUAUAAAUGUUGUGACGGAAAAACUCGUCAAAGACGAAAAUAUAAUCGAAUCCGUUGUAAAUAAAAAUCGGUGAGUCAGCCAAGCAAGAAGUCUAUGAAAGUCUAUCUUAUGACCAGAAAUGCCUACAGGAUAAGUACUCCGAACUUAACGCGAAACUUGAAAAAUUGGUGGCCGAUCUUGAAAAUAAUCAGCUCAAACAGAUUGAUGAAUUAGACAGCAUCAACCAAUAUGGCCGCCGAAAUUGCAUACUUAUACAUGGCGCUGCUGAAGUUAAGGGGGAAGAUACCGAUAAUAUCGCUGUGAACCUGUUCAACACAAAGCUUAACAUACCAAUCAACAAAUCUGAUCUGGACAGAUCGCAUAGAUUAAACACCAAAAAACGGAAUCAAAGUCGGCCUCAACCCAUCAUUGUAAAAUUUAGCUCCUACAAUAAGAGAGCUGAAGUAUUUAAAGUCAAAAGGCGACUAAAGGGAUGUGGAGUAAGCCUAUCUGAAAGCCUAACUGCCCAAAGGCAACAACUACUGGAUAUAAUUCAAUAA
Messenger RNA from Paramuricea clavata, 670 nucleotides. The record is from the annotation of a GenBank genome assembly. Lineage: Eukaryota; Metazoa; Cnidaria; Anthozoa; Malacalcyonacea; Plexauridae.